Ceratina calcarata is the source of this 3717-nucleotide messenger RNA. It is a transcript of the gene Gp150, whose product is annotated as leucine-rich repeat domain-containing glycoprotein 150. NCBI's taxonomy places the organism in Eukaryota, Metazoa, Arthropoda, Insecta, Hymenoptera, Apidae. Gene Ontology annotation, cellular component: plasma membrane. Gene Ontology annotation, molecular function: protein binding. The transcript is spliced from 8 exons. The record is from RefSeq and is a predicted model, not a curated record. The coding region runs from base 171 to 2969 and encodes 932 amino acids.
AUCAUCGGCUAUAAACGCGUGAAACGAAUUGCGUGGCGUCAGUUCGUGGUUUCAUCCUGCAUUUACGUUUCGUUGCUGCACGUAUAUAUUUACCGCGCGUGCUGAGUGUUAUUCCCUUGUCCAUCGUGGAGGACAAAUUACCGAAACUGAGAUAGAAAAGAGAAUAAAAGAUGAAGGUCAGGAAGAUCAACUUAACAGCUGUGCUGCUUACGCUGUUACUGUAUGCGACCGUUUCUCAAAGUGAAUCGGACGAAUACGAGUAUCCGGGGGGGGACUCACUAGAGAACUUGGGACUUCACAACGAUCGUUGGAGUCUAUAUCACGACCAUGUGCCACGAUCGAGAAAGGAAGACGAAGACGCUUUUCGGCAUUUCAAACCCCGCGUCAUGUACAAUCCUGACAGUGUGCUCUUCGAUGCAAUCGGCGAUUUGGAAGAAGACGAUGAUUUCAGACCCGAGAAAAAAUUGCAGAUUGACGAAGUUGCAAAAACGGCUGAAGCGGAAUCUAGCACAGUCGCAGUUUCAACUUCGACAACAACUGCGAAAGCGACAACUGAGAAAACGACCGUGAAAAUUACAUCUGCGGAAACUACAACUGCGAAAACUACAACUGCGAAAACGACAAUAGCGGAGACGACAACUGCGGAAACGACGACAGCAGCGGUAACCGUUAAAAAUAUGACUGCGGAUAGCGCGAUCAAAAAAUUGGUCGAAGGCGAGGAACCCUACGACGAUGAUGUGAGCGAGAACGAAGAGGACGAAAGCGACGACGAAUACGAUGACGACGACGAGGACACGGAAGAUGAGGAGGAGGUGUUGCCCGAAUGUCCUGAAUAUUGUAAAUGUGCCGGGGAAUAUGCAGCUGCUACAACUGCAACCUGCACCAAAUUCGUGGAUAAACAAUCGUUUGGUACUGGCAUUGUUCAUCUGCGCAUAGAAAACGCUGGACAAAUUCGUCUCGGGCCUCACGCGUUCCAAUCGAUGGGUCUCCAGCAAUUGGAGUCUAUUUUGAUUACGGAUACGCAGAUCAUCGAGUUGAAUCAAACGGCGUUCGAUGGAAUGUCGUACUUGUUCUCCGUGAAUUUGACGCGCAACGAUCUCCAAGAAAUCCACCCGAACACUUUCCAAAAUAACAAACAGCUUACAUUCCUUGCCAUUUCCGGAAAUCCGCUGAAACACGCGCAAGAUUCGAAAUUCAAGCACGGUCUCUUCGAGGCACCAUCUGUGACGGAGUUCGACUUCUCCUUCAACGGCUUGACGAAAUUGAAGCGUUCGAUGUUCGCAAAAAUGCCGGGUCUCGCUUAUAUCAACUUGAAGGGCAACAAGUUAAAGGAAAUCGAUAACGGAGUUUUUAAUACAUUAGAAUCGCUUUUCGAAGUGGACCUCUCGAAUAACUUAUUGAACGAACUUCCUGUUGACCUUUUCGCUAAGAGUGGAAUCGAAACGCUUCGCAUUGCCGGAAAUAAUUUGGCAACAUUAAGCACGAUACAAGCGGCAGAACUGAGGUUGUUAGAUGCGUCUAACAAUAAGAUCAAAGUGAUCGCAAAGGAUGAUCUUUCCAACAUGCCCUUACUGGAUCAGUUGAUACUUAGCUCGAACGGUCUUAAGAGGAUUCAUCAACACGCGUUCGCCGAUCUUGACGAAAUGACUCAUCUCGAUAUCAGCGACAAUAAACUGUCCUCCUUGACGGAACAUCAUCUGAGGAGCAAUACCAGACUGCAAGUUCUGAUAAUGAACGACAAUCCUGAGUUGGAAACUUUGCCAGUUUUCAAAACGUUCGGACUUGAAUAUAAUACGUACAACAUCUACCGAUUCGAAUGCUCGAAUUGUGGCUUGUAUUUCCUCGAGAAAGAAACCUUCUACUCUAUGCCGGCAAUAACGCGAUUGAAUCUCUCCAAAAACCGAUUGACCGGCCUACCAAACGGACUUCUGAUCGGUCUCACAUCUUUGCGAGUCCUUGAUCUUUCCGACAACAUAAUCAAUACCUUGGACAACAACAUGUUCCACGGUGCUACCAGCUUGACUAAAGUCAGUCUUGCUGGUAAUCCUUUGGUAACGUUACAAGUAACACCGUUCCUGAUGGCUACCGAGCUUACCAAACUCGACGUGAGCAGAUGCGCUUUGGAGAGAGUCUGGAGCGAAGCUCGAGUCCCGCUGACUAGUUUACGAUAUUUGUCAGUUCGGCAUAAUCCUCGUCUUCGUCGAAUCACCGUUGAAGAACUAAAGGCAACGCCAAAUCUCGUUAGUUUGGAUUUGUCACAGAAUUCUCUCGAUUGUGAUAACGAAUUUAAAGAUGCCGUGCAGUGGCUCACCGACCACGGCGUAGCAUCGAUCGAAACACCCAGGUACAUAAGCAACUAUGCUAUUAGCGACACUUACCAAGAUUCCGAUGGCAUCAGUCAAUGGACAGAUUUAGCGAAGAUUGUCUGCGGCGGCAUAGUCGAGGGACCACCGGCACGGCCCGUUCCUCACAAGAAGAAAUGUAAAGUGUUCUUCGAUGAACUCGAUACGUCGGACGACUCGGACUCUCUAUUAAAGAGCAUCGAAAACGACGAGGAACUACUUAAAUUGCAAAUCGAUCACGGACUAAAGUCGAACGAAGAAGUCGAGAAAGCCUGGACCGGCCAGAACCAAGAGUACGAAGACUUCGUCGCCUCGGAAAGCAUAGAAUAUCAACCCUGGUAUUCAAACGCGUUUUGGCCGGUGGUUAUCGUGAUCAUCAUAACGUCGAUGAUCCUUUUAUUGACGGUACACAUCGCGAUCCACUUGGCGAAGCGACGUGGCCAAGGACCCGUUAUCAGACCGCCGAUGAUCCUUCGAGGACCAGGCUUGAUCGACAACAAGAAGAACUGUGGCUUGGUUUAUAAGCCGCUUCAAGAAGAAAUCGCUACGCCCCAUGCACCGAAGCGUGGAAGCUUUUAUUCCAGCAGUACAUUCCACUACGAUAAAAUUGUGCCAGAAAGCGUUUAAACUCCUCGAGGGUCCACGAUAUGUCUGAAGAUCAUACUUGACCCGAGUCGCGAUUUUUAAUGAGUGAAUUGUAUAAAUAUAUAUUUUUACAUUCGAAAAUCACAGUUUGAUUUAAAGAGAUAUUAAGAGAAGCAAGAGACACGAUGGAACGAGUUUUUAUUAUGCGUAUACGUAAUUGAAACUUACGCUCGAAAAACGUGCCAUUUGCAAACAUACUAAACAUUUAUCAGUGGAUAUACAGAUUCCGUUUCAUAAUAUCAUAAAAUACUUAGAAGCGAUUUAACGUUUAUAUGUAGUUUUCUUAUUUUAAACGCAGGAAAGCACGUUUUUCAGAAUGCUUAACAUUUCGCGUACGUGUAAAGAUUUUAUGAUACUUAACACAAUGUACGGUGGGAAUACAUAUAUAUUUUUUAUUAUUGUAAUAUCGUAGGCAAUCAAUAUUUUCUCAUUUGGAACGAUUUCUUACACAUUGAAAUGACAAAAUCGUAAUAUGUAAUUGUAUACACAUUACUUAAUUAAUGUGUGACUAUAAUAUUACGUUUUCUUCGUUUAAUAAUUUUAGUAAACAGGGUUUUAAGAAGACGAUCGAUAUAAUUUUGUGUUUUAAAUUAAAACAAUCCAAGUAUACCAUAAGUAUAAAAUAAUAUUCUGUAGUACGAGAGUAGUACAUUAUCACUGUGCUAUGCAUUAUGCUACGUGUAAAUAAUGUAUAACGUCUUAAUAAAAUUUCAUUAUAAAUAAACCAUAA